This is a messenger RNA of Hirsutella rhossiliensis, 2301 nucleotides long. Its product is annotated as Major facilitator superfamily transporter. Bases 1 to 2301 code for a protein of 766 amino acids. Lineage: Eukaryota; Fungi; Ascomycota; Sordariomycetes; Hypocreales; Ophiocordycipitaceae. The record is from RefSeq and is a predicted model, not a curated record. The transcript has 2 exons.
AUGGGCAAACUACUCAACCCCCAGGGCCGGCGCAAGCUACUGUCCCUACCACGCCCUAGGGUCGUUCUCAUCUUGAUCUUGGCCUCGGUCACGUCCUAUCUGCUCCUCUUCAGCAGCAGCGCGCCUCGAGCUCACAUCGUCCCAUACCUCCGUGAAAAGCCAUUUGCCGGCGACAGGAAACCUCUUACAUCAAACCCCCAUGACGAGCUUGCCGAGACAAAGACUGAGUGGCAUAUUGACAUCGAGGACCUCCGUUACUGGUCUGACCCUGACGACCAUGAGGACCCCAACGAUGCUUUGCCUGGCUAUGAGACGGAUGGCAAAAGCAGAGAACCCGGCGAUGUCGGCCGACUGCAGCAUGAGAAGGAUCUACGCAAGAUGUGGCGCUACGUCUACAAGACAACGGCCAACCUCAAGUCUUCAAACCUCAUCUACGGCAACACGCUACAGUCCCUGACUCUUCAGGAAAACCGCACCGAUGAGCAGGGCAAGAUGUUGCGAGAGGAUCCUCGCGUCGAGGCCAGCGUUGUCCAAGACAAACCUGUCCGCUUCAACCCGUAUCCCGACUACAACAGCGCAGAGUGGAGACAGCAGAACCACGCGGCCUACGUCCCCUGCAAGGGCCCUACCGGCGAACUGGUCGAGGACCUGCUUGUGUACAAGGGCCGCCCCGAAAUGUGGCCCGCCCCCAAGUUUGGGAGCUACGAGGCACUCAACAUGGACCCCAACCUUUGCUGGGAGCGUGACACGCGCCUGGGCCCCUUUGGCUUGACGCAGCAGAUGAAAAAGGUGGGCGGCGAGUAUGAGACGGUGGAUUGGGACAAUGUCAAUUGGGGCGAUCUUAAGCAGCGCUGCCUCAAGCUCAAUGCCGGCCGCUUCAACAUGAACAGAAGCAAGAAGAACGACUAUCUCAACGCAUACGCCGAGACGACCCCGCCCUCCUCCAACAAGGCAAAACAGCAUGCUAGAGAGGCUGGUUCCACGGUCAAGGGCCAUUCGUCUGUCGACGACGAAGCGACGCCGGCCAAGGCCACCGGCAACGAAAGCGUCAAGGAGAAGAGGACGGCCAUCUUGCUACGUUCGUACACGGGCAAGAUGUACUCGGAAAACGACAAGCAAGUCAUCCGGGCCAUGGUCAGCGAGCUGAGCCUCAAGACGGGUGGCGAGUACGAGGUAUUUCUUCUCGUGCACUCCAAGGACCGAAACCGCCGUAUAUUUGACGACCAAGAGACAUACCUCUCGGUCCUCAAAGAAAGCGUGCCGGCAGAGUUUCGCGGCAUGACGGUGCUGUGGAACGACGAGCAGGUCUGGAAGAUCUACACGGAGCUCAAGGACGAGGAGGAGAGGAGCGUCCACACCGCCCAGUGGCUCUCGGUUCAAAAAUUCAGCCACGACCACCCACAGUUUGACUUCAUCUGGAACUGGGAGAUGGACUUUCGCUUCACCGGCCACCACUUUGACCUGCUGGAUAAUCUGAGCAAGUUUGCCAAGAAGCAGCCGCGCAAGUACCUGUGGGAGAGAAACGAGCGCUGGUACAUUCCCGAGUACCACGGCGACUACGACACCGAAUUUAGACAGCAAGUGGCGGCGCGACACGGCAACGACACCGUCUGGGGUCCCGUGGACUUGCCAUUUGUCAAUCCCGUCGGGCCCAAGCCGCCCGUCGAGUCGCACGAGGACGAUGACUACGAGUGGGGGGUGGGCGAGGACGCCGACUUCAUCUCGGUCGGGCCCAUCUUCGACCCUGUCGACAGCCAGUGGAUCAUCGGUCAGCACGUCUGGGGGUUCAAGGACAGACACCACCGCUCCGAGGACCUGCCCCGACGCACGACGAUUGUGACGCACUCGCGCAUCUCGAAGCGGCUGUUGGACAUUAUGCACGUCGAGAAUAUGCGCGGCAACCACGUCGCGUCGGAGAUGACGCCGCAGACGAUUGCCCUGCUCCACGGCUUCAAGGCCGUCUUCGCUCCGCACCCUGUCUUCAUGGAUCGGGAUUGGAAGGGCGAGUUCAUCAACAGCUGGUUCAACCCGGGCCCCAAGGGCGAGAGUGGCGGGCGCGGAAGCCCGAUGGGUUGGGGCCGCGAGCGACGCUACCAGGGCACGACGUGGUACUAUCGCGCGGAACCGCCAAACCGCCUGUACAACAACUGGAUGGGCUGGGCCGACACGGGCGUGGGAGGGCCGAGCUGGGAGGAGCAACACGGACGCCCGUGUUUACCCUCAAUCAUGCUGCAUCAGGUUAAGGACACGGAGCCGACCGAUGCCAAUCACCGCACAGAGUUUGUGCUUGCCUUUGGCUGA